AUGGCCCGUGAGCUCAGCUCUGGUCGUCAGUCAGUAUCUCCUGCGAGCUCAGGAAGAGCAUCACCAGUUUCAAGGAAAUGGAGGAAUCAGUUAGGUGGAGAUGAGCCUCCGAAUAAAGAUAAAGCAUUCCGCAGAUACGCAUCUGGUGUCGAUCGUUCACUCUCACUGUUUGAUACAGCCUUACAGGAAUGGGCGGAUUAUAUUUCUUUUUUGGGGAGACUAUUGAAGUCAUUACAAGCACAUCCUACCAAUGUAACUGCUGUCCCAUCCAAAACGAUUGUCGCAAAACGUCUUGCUCAGUGUUUAAACCCUUCACUGCCUUCAGGUGUCCAUCAAAAAGCUCUUGAAGUUUACGGAUAUAUAUUCUCGAUGAUAGGAAAAGAUGAGCUGUCUAAAGAUCUACCCCUUUACCUACCGGGGUUAUCGACCACCCUGUCAUUUGCAUCGCUCUCUGUGAGGGGCCCGUUUCUUGAACUUCUGGAGAAGCACUUACUCAAAGUUGACGGACGAUCACUACGACCAGCUUUGAAAGCAAUUAUACUUGCUUUAUUGCCUGGUCUCGAGGAAGAGAAUAGUGACGAAUUUGAACGCACAUUGAAACUGCUCGACGGUUUCAAACAUACUAUUAGACCCUCUGGCACGGAAGACCUAGGGGAGAACCAUCGUAGUGGGGACGAAUAUUUCUGGCAAUGCUUCUUUCUUGCUGCAAUAACGAGUAAUGGCCGUCGGUUGGGAGCAUUGGCUUACCUCAAUCGGAAUCUCCCAAAACUCGGACAAUCGCCCUCAGGGCAGAGCAAUCCGCCAUCCAAUGGGUCUCAUAAGAAUGACAUGACUGCCAAUCAAUCUCAAUUGGCUGAAAUUGUUGCUUCGCCUGAACCUGGACUGCUUUUACGUUGUUUUGCUGCUGGUUUGGGGGACGAGCAAAUCUUAAUUCAGCGUGGGUUUUUAGAUCUCCUUGUCACCCAUUUGCCUCUACAUUCGAAUGUUCUACAGCAGCGAGUAAAGCCAGAAGAUCUCGAGCUUCUCGUCACUGCCGCUGCUGGUGUUGUUACUCGACGUGACAUGAGCUUGAAUAGACGUCUAUGGACAUGGCUUUUGGGACCAGAACCAACUGGUCAUGAUAAUGAGAAUGGUCCAGAAUCACCAACAUCAGUUAUUGGAGAUCCUCUUGGCUCACAUGCUUCUUCGAGGACACAGUACUUCGAAAGUCACGGUCUACAUCCACUUACGCAAGCUCUACUUAAACUAAUACGACGAGAAGCUAUCAAUCCUAUUGAAAAGGCUCGACCAUUUCGGAUAUGUCUUUCAUUAAUGGAUCGAUGGGAGAUUGGUGGACUUGUCGUUCCAGAUAUUUUCUUGCCUGUUGUCAAUAGCGUCCGAGGCUACAAGAGUAAGGCAGCAAACAAGGCCGACUUUGCUGAAGUUCUUCGAAGUGCUAGUGUCUUUUUUGAUGGCGUCGAAAGUGGUCUAAUUUGGGGUGAAAUAGUCGGUUUGAUUGCACAGGCAUUGGCCCCUGAAAAGUUGUCAAUUGAGGAGCAGAUUGAUAAACUGUCCCUCGUCACGUUCAUAAUCAACCACUUCAAUGUACGAGAAGAAGAAAUGCUGCUGAUACACGCUCCAUUGGCAACCUUGACAAUAUUAAGUAUGCUGGAAGAUGCUAAAGAAAGGAUGCAGGAGCGCGCAGAGAAGGCCAGCGUGACAAGUGAGGUUGAACAGUUGGCUUUAAAUCUUGUUAUGGACUUGAUCGAUCUCAUUCCAGAACGAGCCUUUCAAGUGCGGCCUCCCACCAGCCAGUCAAUGGUCAAGCCUGAUGAGGACGAAAUCAAAACUCUUCCGAAUAUUGAAAUUAUACGCAGUAUGAAAACGUUUUAUGUUCAGGAGCAAGGAAAUUUAGACGCAUAUCCGCCGCCGUUUUCAGCUCUUGAUAUAAGCGAAUUGCUCGUUCGUGAAGGUGGCAGCAUAGCUAGCGAGAGUUUGUCAAGUUCAGUGUCAAGUGCUGAUGCUGGCGUCAAGACCAGGCUCCUUGUUAUGCUACUUGCCAAAGUACCCAGGGUUGGAAGUCUUGACGUCUCAGGACUGCUAAAGUCUAUGCAGAUCAAAUUGAGCAUGCCAUCUCAACUUCCGUUCACCGCAUUCACAUCUAUCAUAUCUCUUUGCACGAGUCUUUACUCAAAUCAUUAUAUCUCACUGUCACAGCUAUCCAGUUUCGUAGAUCCACUCGUUCGUUUAGCUUGGUCAUAUCUUUCUGCUUCUCAUCCGAAAUACCAUGUCGAGACUGUUCGAAGUCUUUGGCAAUUACAGACAACUCUUACACUCGACAACCACGAUAUAGAAGCCUCGAUAUGUAGUUUGAUGAUAGAGCAUGAUUUGAAUGGUACAUAUGCGUCUCGAGACGCCGACCCUGGACGGAGCUUUAGCAUUUUGUGGACACACUCACUACAAGAUAAUGCCGGUCACCUUGACCGUCGAAGCUCAAACAAUGAUAUUAAGAAUAUACCUCGACUUUCUGGUAUUGGUAAUUAUGAAGUCAUGCUUGCGAAGCCUCUCUUCAUAUUACUCGAUGCUCUUCUUGAUGAACGAACACAACUUUUCAUGACUGUUAGGAUUUGGCUGCAGAGUCUUGUUGGUAUUGACAGGUUAUUCCAUCUUUUUGUCGCAAGGUUUUCGAGUUAUAGCUUCCUUUAUACAACAUUCGAAGAUGCUGGGACCACGGCGCAUCACAACAUGCGUAUCUAUGUAGAUGAAGAUGAUAUGGAUCAAUGUCUAUACUACAUUCAAACACUAUCCAACGUAUUACGGUGGUCUUCGGACAGCACAUGGGCAGCCCUUGCUCACAACAGUAUCUCUACUGACAAAUCUCAUCGCUCUCUAUUUCAAAUCACUGGUCGAGAUGAUGAAAUCACAAUCUUGGAGUUCUUUUUACAUGUGUGCUUGCAAGCAAUUUCGGGGACCUAUGAACCAGAAAACUCGGAACGAAAACCACAUAUCCAUCAACUCCAUCGUACUGCUCUGACUCUCCUACACCAAAUCCUAUUGAGCCCAUACUCUUUAUCAUUAGGGGAGCUUCAGUUAGAGCAUGUUCUGAUUCAGAGGCUAAGUCACUCUUUAACUGGACCGGAUCCCUUUAUUCAGGUUCUGCUCCUAGAUGUUGUCUAUGCUGCUCUAAAGAUUCGACCUGUUGUCAACCUUCCGCCACCAUCGCCUACCCUAAAAAAGCGCUCUACCACUAUGACCUCUACCAUGACUCAACAUGACAAUGCGUCCGUUGCUUCGCUUGCAAUUGACCAGGGCGAACACACAGGACCAUUCUUACCUCCCCCGCCACCUUCAUUGGUGAAGUGCUUGCAGGCAGGGUUCAAGGCUGCUUCGAGUAGACCGGUCUUAGAUAGUUGGGUCAGCUUCUUGACAGAAUGUCUGCCGUUCUAUUCGGAUACGAUUUUUCAAAUCCUUAUACCGUUGGUCGAAACAUUCUGCUCACAGAUUGGAGAAACCUUUACGAAUCUCCAAACCACAUUUAAAGAGCCGGGUAUGGUAUCUGAAGGCUCGGCGGCUCCAGAAUCUACUUUGAUCUCUCUACUCAACGGUCUUGAGUUCGUACUCGCAAAGGGGCAUGAUCGGCUAUUAAAGGAUGAAACUAAAGCACCCAUUGCUAAAAGUCCCGACCAACCACAGGGAUUUUUCGGAAAUAUGGUCUCUGGUGUUUUCAAUUCGGAAACACCCCAAGCAAGAAGCAUAACUGCCAAUAACCGUCUGACUGUACUGCUCUCAUUUCAAGACGCUGUUCGAAUCUGCGUCCUCAUAUGGUCCUGGGGCGGUCAAGAUGGAGCUCAGGAUAGUGAAUCUACUGCCUCCUUCAAUUACACAUCGUUGCGCAUGCGGAAUCGAGCUCGAAGACUGCUUGAGCAUCUUUUCACCGCCGAGGCAUUAGAAUGUUUGGAGACGUUGGUCGAAAUCGGUCAAAGGUCUUCCAAGGGCAGUGAUGCUCGACCUACGGCUAUCUUCAAUCUCCUCCAUGUUCUUGAUGGUUCAAGACCAAAACAUACCAUUCCCGCGAUUUUCAAUGCCAUAUAUAGCAGAACGAACCCGAACGCAUUGGAUCCGUCAAGAAAGUCGACCUUGACAUCCUCAUUAAGUGACACGGACUUGGUAACCUUUCUGGUGGAAUAUGCAAGAUCGUUAGAGGAUGAUGCCAUGGAUGAGAUUUGGAUUGAUUGUAUGACUUUCCUGAAAGAUCUAUUGGCAAAUCCAUUCCCACAUCGACAAACUCUCCCGAGUCUUUUGGAAUUUGCCGCCAUUCUAGGAGUGAAGGUUGAUAAUACCAAUUUCGGGGAGCAGCGUCGGAUGCGAAGAGAAUUAGGAGAUCUCUUCCUUCGACUACUUACCGCAAUGUUCACAACGAGACCUAUGGGAUUCUCCGAGAGUGUAGAGAAGUUAACAGAAGUAGAUCAGCGACCUUCAUCAUCUCGCCCUUCACAGAGAGCCGAUGAUGUCGUUGGAAUUCUAGCAUCUAUCGCACCAAAUUUGCCUAAAAUUCUCGUUGAGAAUGAUCGAAUACUAAAUGCGGCGAAUACCAUCUCGUCGAGUGUCAUUGGACCAACAUUCAAGUCCAGAUCAUUUCCGGAUAACGUUUCGAAGAGCACUUUAGAACUACUAUACCAGCUUUCUAGACUUCCUAACACGCAAAAGUCAUGGCGAAAGGAUCUGGGAGAUGCAUUCAAUGAUUCUCGUUUCUUCGCAAACAACGUAAGUCUCAUUGAAAGUGAUUGGCUGCCAUUACUCAGACAGUGGACAUUGAGCGACAAAGAACGAAUGCCAGAAUUAUUAUCACGAUUAGUCGCACCCUCUACGGCUGGUAUUGUGUUCGGUGUUGGGGCAACGUCAGCACGCUUUGAGGCAGACAGAAAAUCACAACUCAAUCUCCGCCGAAUGGCUACCUUAGUUCUCGCCACCAUGGAUGAUAACUUUGUGACCGAUCUCCCUGUCAUGCAAGAGAAGAUUGUGGAACUCCUGUCCGCAACCCCAACAUCCUCUCCUUCCUCCACUACUCGCGCAGAUAUUUAUCUCCUUCUCCGGGCUCUCGUUCUUAAAACCUCGGCUAUUCAUCUCGCAACCCUGUGGCCUAUCAUUAACGCCGAACUCCACGUUGCUAUUUCAUCGGUUGUGGCACCUGAUCAUAGUACCCCUUCCGACACGUACAACAAUUGCUCUGUAUUGCAGGCAUGUAAACUAUUAGACACUUUACUCUGCAUCGCACCCGACGAUUUCCAACUCCACGAAUGGCUCUUCAUAACCGAUACCAUUGAUGCCGUCUACCGCCCCUCUUCCUUCAGACCCGUUUCUCUAGUCGACGAAUUGAGCGAAGAAUUGGGUCUAGCGACAACCACAAAUACAUCCGCAUUACAAGAAUCUUCUUCAGUUGCAGUUUCUCAAGCAGCUAAAUAUUCGAUGAGGAGACCUUUGUUGGGGAAGAUGAAAGGUGGAUUUGGAAUUAAUGAUGAGGGGACUUGGGAGAGGAAGGAUGAAUUAGUUGCGAAGGUUUUAAGGCCAUUUUUUGGUCAGUUGAGCAUUUUUGCGUUUGAGAGUACGUAUGGAAUGGGUGCGACGGAUUGGGAGGCUUGUAGACAGGGGUUAUUGAGAGAUAUUUUUGAUGAGAGGAGUAUUGUUAAGGCGUUGUGA
Molecule: messenger RNA, 5676 nt
Organism: Sclerotinia borealis F-4128
Lineage: Eukaryota; Fungi; Ascomycota; Leotiomycetes; Helotiales; Sclerotiniaceae
Source: the annotation of a GenBank genome assembly